This is a messenger RNA of Amoebophrya sp. A120, 997 nucleotides long. Lineage: Eukaryota; Dinophyceae; Syndiniales; Amoebophryaceae. The record is from the annotation of a GenBank genome assembly.
AGCGGAUCACCAGAUCCUGGAGAAGGUCAUUUCCGAUCAUAACAUUUUUGAGCAUACUGCUCUACAUCUGUUGUUGACAUCAAUUUCUUGGAAGUGAAAAAGGUUUCUGCAUUUUCCACGAUAGCCCACGAAUCUGGUUCUGUUUGUGAUCCUCGCAAUUUCUUUUCUGAUCUACGCAUGCAUGCACACUUCUUCGGAUUCGUUCGUUUUUUGUGAAGCGAUUUAUUAUACAUAUACCAACAUCAAGAUGCCAGCUCUCGACCGCAAGCGCUCACGCACUACGGCGGGGUCGUCUUCUGACGAUGAGCGGCGAUUGCCACUCAGCGAGAAAAUUCGAAAAGACAUCAUCAAGCAGUUGGAUCGGUACACAGAUGCCGUCAACCUCGAGUCCGCAACUGGCACGCGUGGUGUCGCCGAGUUACAGGACCAGGUGGAGUCGUUGCAGCAAGAGCUAGCUAAUGCGGAGGAAAAAACGCAGACGCUCGAGUCCCUCCGCUUGGACACGGAGGGACUCAGCGAGCAAGCCAUCCGAGGGUCCAUCGAUUACACGAUGACCGACCGCGGUCGUUUUUCGUCUGCGGAAACCAGCGAGAUCGUGCGGGGCGUGAGUGUCGCGCUGCAGGCGUAUGCGCGGGAAGGACACAGCGACCUGCAGACGAUUCCGGACACGUUUGUGAAGCAAUUCGACAAGGACAAGUAUGACAUGUGUUGCGGGUUUGGGAUGAAGAUGCGGCUGCGCGGGAACCGGAUGAAUAUCGUGUUUCCAUCGAAGAACCAUUUCCGGAUCACCAUUUACAAGCAUUAGGCGCUGUGAUGUCGCUCUGUACUACAUAAAACCUGAUGCCAACUUCGACACAUUCUGGAAUGUGUUUGCGUCCUCCCAGACUGUAACUGUAAAAAAAUUGGUAGUCAUUUCGAAUGUGCAGGAAGAGUGAGCCUGGGUUACAUAGAUGCACUAAAGAGCAACAGCUAUGCAGCUGCAGCAAAAGUCGUGAAU